Messenger RNA from Phytophthora sojae, 771 nucleotides. RefSeq names its product serine protease trypsin-like protein. Gene Ontology annotation, biological process: proteolysis. Gene Ontology annotation, molecular function: serine-type endopeptidase activity. The record is from RefSeq and is a predicted model, not a curated record. The transcript has 2 exons. NCBI's taxonomy places the organism in Eukaryota, Oomycota, Peronosporomycetes, Peronosporales, Peronosporaceae. The coding region runs from base 1 to 771 and encodes 256 amino acids.
AUGCGCAAGUUGUUUGCAUGGAUCCAGAAAACCCGUGCGUUCUGGCUUACAGGCUCCAAUGAAAACGUCGAGCGCAAGUUGGUUCUUGGAGGAGAGAUCGUCCCGGCCGGCACUAAGACGUACGUGGCUGGCAUCCGUAGCACCCGCGACGGCAACAGCUUCUGUGGAGGCACCCUCGUUUCGCCCACCCACGUCAUCACCGCGUCGCACUGCAGCAGCAACUACGACAUCCGCUGGGUGUCUGUGGGCUCGCACUUCAUCAACGGAUCAAGCGAUGGCGAGCAAAUCCGAGUCGUGUCGAUCAUGAACCACCCCAAGUACGACCGGGGCCUCUUCCCCAACGACUGCCUGCUGGAACUGGAGAAGCCCAGCUCCUUCGCGCCCGCAAAACUCGCUGCCGCCGAUGACUCGGACUUUGCUGUGAACAAAACGGCAACUGUGCUGGGCUGGGGGUACACCGCGGACAACGGCUCCGUGUCGUACGAGCUUCGCGGUGUUGACGUUCCGCUGUGGGACGACCAGCGCUGCGCGAAGAAAAUGGGCACGGAGGAGUCGAAGGUUUGUGCCGGUGGAGUGGCGAACAAGGAUUCGUGUGAAAGGGAUUCUGGGGGCCCACUCAUUGUCGAGUCGGAGAAGCAGGGCGUGCUGAUCGGGAUAUCGAGCUGGGGUCCGUCACCGUGUGGAACGGAGGGAGCUCCUGGUGUGUACUCGCGCAUCUCCCGUGCCCGCGCAUGGAUUGACUCGAUUGUCAACGGCACGUGCCUUGCGUAG